AUGUCCUAUGCCAUAAUCCCUGCCCUUACUGGGACCAUGUUUUACUACCAAACCCAACAUUUGAAGAUUGAGUCCUCACUUCUGGGGAUAUCGAAGGUGUUUGGGCAAGCGGCUAUGCUGCUCUGGGGUGUUGUAUAUAAUCGCCACCUCAAGUCGAUUCCACCAAGAAAACUAAUUGCAGUCGUUCAGAUCUCUAUGGCUAUUUUCAUGAUAUCAGAUGUUUUGUUUGUGAAUGGUGUGUACCGGAGUAUAGGCAUUCCCGACACACUAUAUGUUGUGGUUUUCUCGGGAUUGCUAGAAGUUUUAUACUUCUUCAAGAUUCUACCUUUCAAUGUUUUGAUGGCGCAGCUUUGCCCACCUGGGUGUGAAGGCUCAGUCAUGGCAUUUGUAAUGUCUGCUAUUGCUCUUGCUUUUAUAGUGAGUGGUUACUUAGGGGUGGCUCUUGCAUCGUGCGUUGGAGUGACUGGAGAUGACUUCUCUGGCUUGCCACGCGGCCUUUUGAUACAGGCUGUGUGCACACUUUUGCCCCUUUUCUGGUCAUCAUGCAUCCCAGAUGUAAAAUCUGAAGGCAAGAUGAAAGAAAACUAA
Fraxinus pennsylvanica is the source of this 588-nucleotide messenger RNA. Lineage: Eukaryota; Viridiplantae; Streptophyta; Magnoliopsida; Lamiales; Oleaceae. The record is from the annotation of a GenBank genome assembly.